AUGGAAAGAAUUACACAAAUGUACGCACUAACAGGUUCCCGUGUAACCGGUCCAUGUCACAAGCUGCUAAUUAAAUUAUGACCACAUUUCUACAAAACAAUGCACAAUUGCAACAAGAUAGAUCGGAACUGGAACAACAAAUCGACACCUAUUAGAAGUAGGUACGGCGUUACAGAUACUACUGCACCUCACUAUUUAUGGUCUGUUUGUUUAAUGUGUGUUUUUCCUGCGUUUUAAAUACAUUCUAAACCACUUGCAAAUGACAAUUUCCAUCACCUGAGCCGCGUGUACCGGUUGAAAAGCCGCGUUGCGUUGCUGCAUUUUCGAUCGCUUUCGACGAGUAAUUAAUGGUAGCAUUGAAAUAAAUAACUUCCAGCACCCUGUUCCCGUUGGUGAUACAUUCCAUCGGACCGAUAACGUCGGUGAAUGCAAUUUGUUGGAAUUGGAAAACAAAAAUCGAAAGAAACACGUCACUGCGUCACCGGGGGGAGGGAUGAAUCGCGGCUUGUAAGAGCGGAGGGGCAGGCAUACCGUAAACGCCUCAUUUGCAUAUCGUCAAUUGUGGGCAGACAAGUACCACGAACCAAGUACCAAUAAGGUACAAUUCAAACCCCGCGCUCGAUGACGCCCCGACGUGCUGCUGAUGGGUGUUGAUGAUGACGCACUGAUGAAUUGGCCCCAUGUGCCCAUCGCGUUAAUCAAGCGUACGUAUGUUACCCGUGACCUUCCGGGCGUUCCGGGCGUCUCGCGGAAUUCUAGGCCAACCGAUCGCGGCCUACUACCACACUAGCAAACUGAUCGGGCGGUCCAUCAACUGAACCAUCCAGCGAGGUCACACAAACACGCGUUGCAAAUCGAUCACGUGCCAAUGCGUAGCGACAGACACACAUACACACACACGACCAACCCGCAGAUUUCCAUCUAUCCGGAAGUAAACAAACAAAACCGUACCGGAACAAUGCGGAAACAAAACAGACGUAAAGAUGAACUUCUCCGCAUCCGAACCGGUCGGGUGUGAGAAAAUUUUGUGAAAAUUAAAAGUUAAUGUACAAUUAAAUGUAACGCCCGCUAGGUUGAUGAUGGCGAUGACACUAGCAGUGCGAGACUGUGCGUGCUAAUCGUGCCUUUCAGGCCAUAAAUUCAAGGAGACCUGGGAGACCGGAAAAAAGGGAUGCCCCGAACGGGUGGUUGAUAUCACUCGCUCGCUGCUACAGCGACGAAACGUAUUUCGGAGCGUUUGAUAAUGAAAACCCCCCUUCAUUUCGCACUUGGAGGUGUUGGAGCACCAUUCCGGGGACACAUGAAGUAUCGUAAAGCAAUAUAAAUAUAAUAAAAAGCGUAACACCCCAACACUUGUCAUUGCGUUGGUGUCGAUCGAAUAGGAAGUGCACUGCAACGGGACAAAAGUGGAAGAAAGUUGCUGCUUUAAUAUGAUUUCGUUCGGUUGUAUCGGUGCAUGGGUGAUUUUACUUACGGUUGGAUGUUCCGUAACGCAUGCGGAAGAUUCAAAGAUCGUCGGCGGUACAACCGCUAAUGAGCGUAUCCCGUAUCAGAUUUCGCUGCAGGUGCUGGUCAGCUCAUUGUUUGGGUUUGGACCGAAGCGCUGGAUGCAUAACUGUGGUGGUUCGAUCGUCAACGAGUACUACGUGGUAACGGCGGCCCACUGUCUCGAUGGGAUGAACGUUAGCCGGAUGUCGAUCGUGGCCGGUACGAACGAUCUGCGGGACGACGGUGCGAAGGGUACACGCUACCUUGUUGAAUCGUACCUUAUCCAUCCGGACUACAUCGAGCUGAACCGGAGCGAUAUUGGUGUGAUGCGCGUGAAGGAAGCGUUCACGUUCAACGAGAAUGUGCAACCGAUUCGCUACUCGUCCGAUUUUGUCGAUGGUGGUGUGAUGUGUUUGCUGACCGGUUGGGGUUACACGAUGCCGAUCCGUAUCGGAUCGACGCCCAAGGACCUGCAGGAAGCGGAACUGACGACGAUCACGAACGAUCAGUGCCGGGAGCGUGGUAUGCCCGUGAACCCGACCGAAAUCUGUACCUUCACCCGCGUGGGACAGGGCGCUUGUGGUGGUGAUUCGGGUGGUCCAUUAGUGUGCAACAAUCAGCUGUCCGGUGUUGUGUCGUACGGUACACGCUACUGUGGUAUCGGUGUUCCGGAUGUGUAUACACGCGUGUCUGAGUUUGAUUCGUGGAUUCAGGAAAACACACAAACCGGAGGAAGUGGCACCAGUGGAAAUUCAACAGCUGAUGAGCCACAGCCGACAUGA
This is a messenger RNA of Anopheles funestus (African malaria mosquito), 2270 nucleotides long. RefSeq names its product chymotrypsin-1-like. Gene Ontology annotation, molecular function: serine-type endopeptidase activity. The transcript has 4 exons. Lineage: Eukaryota; Metazoa; Arthropoda; Insecta; Diptera; Culicidae. Gene Ontology annotation, biological process: proteolysis. The record is from RefSeq and is a predicted model, not a curated record. Bases 1431 to 2270 code for a protein of 279 amino acids.